Molecule: messenger RNA, 1629 nt
Organism: Saccostrea cuccullata (small rock oyster)
Lineage: Eukaryota; Metazoa; Mollusca; Bivalvia; Ostreida; Ostreidae
Product: UPF0547 protein C16orf87 homolog
Exons: 5
Coding region: 80-634 (184 amino acids)
Source: RefSeq, a predicted model, not a curated record
GUAAUAAGUGUUACCGCUACUUUCACUUGAGUGUGCGAUGUGUUCCGAACGAUUUGUUUUUUCUGUGAUUUGAGAAACAAUGAGAGGGGUUGCAAGAAAACGUAGUUUUGAUAGAACAGUGGUUAAAAAAUGCCCAAAAUGUGAAAAACAGAUUCCUGUUGCUUGUAAGUUUUGUACCUGUGGUCAUCAGUUCUGGUCAAAGAAGUUUCCAACUAUAAUAUCAGGAUCACCAGACAGUGAAUCACCUACAGGUCGAGUAAGGCGGACGGAGCGAACCAGAAGAGACAGUCAGAGACCGGACUAUUUUAACUCCGUGGUCAUAGACACUCAGUCCAAAAGGGGAAGAAGAAAGUCCCAGUCGCUAGUUGCUCACCAUGUACAAGGGGAGAACACUCCUACCCCAGCUACCUCAGACAGCAGUCCGGUGAAGCGGCGGCGAGGGAGACCCAGGGGAACACCCAAUAAACCCUUGCUACCAGACAGGAACAUCUCAAAAACACCUCCACCACCCUCUCCCCCACCAGUGGAGGAAGACAUGCAUGCAGACCUGCCCCCGGAAAGGAUAAAACAGUUCCAGUACAUACUUAUGGACCUAAAUGCUAAAUAUUGUACACAGAACUUCAACCCAAGCUGAUGCUUGAUUAUCUGUAGGGCAUAUUUCAGAAAAGGUCUAGGAAAACUGUACAGAUUGUUAGAUUUUGUGAUUGAAAGGCGUGUUCUGUUCUCUCAUAGUCAAUAAGUGUUACAUUGGCAAGAAACAUUAACAACAGAAUGAUGAUGAUAUCUGUAUAUGUCUUUUUAUACACUUAAAACAGUAACAACUGCAAGUAAGAUUUUUUAAAAUGUUGAACUUCAAAUGUAGAGAAUAUAGCAGUUUUUACACACACCAUACUCAACUUUUUUAAAUGAUGAAAUGGCUGUUCAAAUACAUUUAUAUACCGGGUAAUAUGGUAAAAGUAUAAGCUAGAAAUUGUUUCAUAAUGUUUAUCAUAAACAUAAAGAGUAACAGGUAUAAAAGGAGCAGUUUUAUGAUAAAAGAUCUGAUUUAUACAUGUUUAUACAGAAUGUGUUUUAUUUCACAUGAUGCAAUUUUUACAGCAAGAAAGAAGGCCAUAAUUAUACAUUUAAACCUAGUUUUUUCAAACUCUAUGGAACCGAGAAAUAUUUUCAAGAUAUCUGAGGAUUCAAGAAAUGGUAUUACCGAAAUAUUUGUAUGAUAUAGUACAUGUACCUACAACUAGAAAUUUUUUUAUGUGCCCGGAUCGAUAGAUUUGAGGCGUAUAUUGGGUUUUAUCCUGUCUGUUUGUUUAUCUGUGUGUCUGUCUGUUGUCAACUUUAACCUUCACCAUAACUUUUGAACCUUGAGAUGUAGAGACUUGAUAUUUGGUAUGUGUAUUUCACAAAAAAAGUUCUUUCAAAAGACACCAAGGUCAAUGACCUUGUGACCUUGACUGUGACCUACAAGCUAAAAAUAGCUUUUUCGAACUUUUUCCAUAACUUUCGAACCAUAAGAGAUAGAGACUUCAUAUUUGGUAUGCAUGCUUCACUAAUUCAAUUCAUACAAAUGACACCAAGGUCAAUGACCUUGUGACCUUGACUGUGACCUUUAUGCUAAAAAUAGUUUUUUCU